Molecule: messenger RNA, 819 nt
Organism: Rosa chinensis
Lineage: Eukaryota; Viridiplantae; Streptophyta; Magnoliopsida; Rosales; Rosaceae
Exons: 2
Coding region: 1-819 (272 amino acids)
Molecular function (GO): nucleic acid binding; zinc ion binding
Source: RefSeq, a predicted model, not a curated record
AUGGUCAUCUGCACUGAGAUCGAGAAGAGGAAGAUAGCUGCGCAUUUUCUUCAGGGUGAGGCACGAGUGUGGUGGAUCGGUACACAGAGGGCUAUGGAUGUGUCCACCUUGACAUGGGAGGGUUUUGUGGUGCUCUUCCGGUACCAUUACUUUCCGCCUGCAGUGAGGGAGCAGUUAGAGCUCGAGUUCAUUGCUAUAGUUCAGGGGAAUAUAAGCGUCAGAGACUAUGAGGCACGGUUCUCCCAGUUGUAUCAGUUCGUCCCACAGAUAGACGCAGAGGACCUGGCCAAGAAGUUUCUGUGGGGACUGAAGCAUGAGAUCAGGCAGAUUGUGUACCCCCUUAUGCUGCCUACGAAGGCACUCAUCUUCUCUAGUGCUAUGGCCCGUGAGCAGGUGGCCAAAAUGCAUGAGAGUGAGACCUUGGCUUCAAGAGAUUCCCAUGGAAAGGGGAAGGCAGUUGCCUGGAGCAGUGAUGAGAUGGACAGUCGGGGUGGGUCCCGGAAGAGACAGCGGACUCAUCAUCAGGCUCUAGCUAGAGUGGCAACUGCACCUGUUAGGGCUGUACCGAUCAGGCAUGUAGCACCUGCCGCAUCUCUGAGAUGUUACAACUGUGGCGAGAUGGGCCAUGCUUUAGGAGCGUGCAUGAAGCUGAGGAACAUGGCAUGCUUUAGAUGUGGACAGGCAGGGCAUUUCGCCAAAGAGUGUACCCGGCCUCAGAAUGACGGGCAGGGGAACCAGCAGAGACUGUUGCCACCUGGUCAGGCUAGAGUGUUCGCUAUCGGUCAGCGAGGUGCUGGGGCAGAAGGUGUUAUUGUGUGA